This is a messenger RNA of Aspergillus candidus, 1924 nucleotides long. RefSeq names its product alpha-mannosyltransferase. NCBI's taxonomy places the organism in Eukaryota, Fungi, Ascomycota, Eurotiomycetes, Eurotiales, Aspergillaceae. Gene Ontology annotation, cellular component: Golgi apparatus. The coding region runs from base 260 to 1732 and encodes 490 amino acids. Gene Ontology annotation, molecular function: alpha-1,2-mannosyltransferase activity. The record is from RefSeq and is a predicted model, not a curated record. The transcript has a single exon. Gene Ontology annotation, biological process: mannan biosynthetic process.
AUUUCUCUGCAGUUCACUUCAUUUGCUUCUUCUUCGGUUUUCUCAGCGCUGUCUCUCUAUUUUCUGUCAGUCACAAAUUCGUCAACAAGUCUGGAACUUGAACAAGAAAAAAUCGCCUGACUACUCCCCCCAGUCGCCAUCCGCCUGCCAUGUCAACGUGCUGUUGAGGAGGAUCGUCUUUCACAUUUAUAGACCUUUUGGAGGUCAUUCACAUACAGAUACCAUUAUCUCACAUUCUAAUACCCUCUGAUUCGCCGAUAUGGUUGUCUUUCGAUCGAAUAAAUUGCGCAACAUCUUCUAUGCGGUCACCGCCUUGAUUGUGGUCUGCACCAUUUACCUCAAUUGGACGCCAACUCCGGCCUCUGUUGUCCCCGUCACGGUUUUUGAAGUCCCGUUAAACGAACGACAGGCGGCUUUUUGGAAGGCCUUCAAGCCCAUCCUUGAAUCGCACGCGCCCGGUACCUCCGAGCCAACACUUCGGGAACCCGCCCCCGCCCAGUACUUCAAUGCCUCGACAACCGAACCCCGACCCGACCUCGUCACCCUCAGCGAUGGCGACCUACACGCGAUGGAGGAGGCGCAUGCCAAAUACCUCCACGAAGUGAGCACGUCGAGUCGGCUGCGCCCGGUGCAUUCGGCCGGUACACGGGGCUUGGUGACAACAGCGGGACAGACCUACCUGCCCGUGUUCAUGGCGGCUCUUCGGAUGCUACGUCGCACGGGCUCGAAACUGCCGGUCGAGGUGUAUAUGAGGGACGGGGGCGAAUACGAGAAGCACAUCUGCGAGCAUAUCCUUCCCACCAUGGGGGCACGCUGCCUCAUCCUGUCCGACGUCAUGAGCAAGGCCGCCAUCGAAUACUACCAACUGAAGGUCUUUGCCGUCCUGUUCUCGUCCUUUGAGGAGGUCAUCUGGAUGGAUGCGGAUUGCUUUGCGCUAGACAAGCCGGAGAUCCUGUUCAACAAUGAACCCUUCAGGUCGAAAGGGCUGGUUACGUGGCCUGACUUCUGGGCGUCGUCCGUGUCGCCCCAGUACUACAAGAUCUCCGGCCAACCGGUUCCUCCCAUGACGGAACGACAGUCGACGGAGACGGGGGUCUUUCUCGUCUCCAAGAAGACCCACUGGAACACGCUACUCCUGGCGGCGUAUUACAACUUCUACGGCCCAUCGCAUUACUUCCAACUCCUGUCGCAAGGCGGACCGAGCGACGGCGACAAGGAAACGCUACUCCACGCCGCCUCUGCCGUGGGGAAACCGUUCUACGCCGUGAGUGAACGCGUGCAGGCGAUCGGGCACGACAAGGAGGGCGAGAUCUCGGGCUCCGCCAUGGCGCAGUCCGACCCCCUUGCCGACCAUGCCCUGACCAGCGAGGGCAAAUGGCGGGUCCAGGAUCCGGCCGUCGCCAACCCCCCGCGAGUGUUCUUCAUCCACGCCAACUACCCCAAGUUUAACCCUGGUGAGGACGUUUUCGGGACAUCCUUCGAGACGACGCCUACCAUUAAGCCGGAUGGCAGCGAGGGCCGGGCGUGGACGGCGCCGGCGGACGUGUUGACGCGGUUCGGUUCCGACGCGGAGCGGUCGUACUGGGAGGAGAUCAAGUGGGUCAGCUGCAACAAGGAGGUCGACUUCAAGGCGUGGAAAGGGAAGGGCGAUGUCUGCAGGAAUGUGGAACACUACUGGCAGAGUGUGUUUGCGGAGCCGCACGACGACGAUCCCAAGUUCGUGGCCGGUUGAGAUUUCUCCCCACUGUACGCUUGAGCCCUUGCUACCUGGAAGAUCUACCUACGACCUGCCUGGACACCUUCACUGGACCUGGACCUAGACUUGAACCUAACGUGGACAUCCGUGCAUGACAUCCUGUUACGAGCAACGACUACUGAAUAAUCCGCUGUACCUAAUCAUCCCCCGACUUCUUAUGUAUAUAAU